AUGGGGGUUCUCAAGAGGUCGAGCAGGAUCGGCAACAGGCUCCCUGGCCCCCAGCCCAAGCCGCCCGUGGACGCCCAGCCGAUCACGUUGGCAGUUCUGGCGCCGCUGACGGCCGCCGAAGUCGGCGCAUCGAUCAAGAAGAGAUUGGCGGACUACGACAGCGGGGUUUACAUCCAGAACCUCGCUGUCGUAGUCAAAUUGGGAAGGCACCUCUCGACGGCACGCAGACUCUCGAGGAAUCUCCCGUCAUCUCCCAAGGACUUGCAAGACCUCGAGAGUCUGAAAAAGAGCCUCUCGCGACUGUUCUGA
Messenger RNA from Caenorhabditis auriculariae, 309 nucleotides. NCBI's taxonomy places the organism in Eukaryota, Metazoa, Nematoda, Chromadorea, Rhabditida, Rhabditidae. The record is from the annotation of a GenBank genome assembly.